AUGACCGGCAUCUUAACCUUGAUUAUAAGUGGCCUUCUGGCCUUUCUUAUCAUCAGAAGUAUUUAUCGGUUGUACUUUCAUCCCCUCAGCAAAUUUCCCGGCCCCAAGCUUGCAGCUGUGAGCAGUGCAUACGAAUUCUAUUUCAACGUCAUAAAGAGGGGGAAAUUUGUCUGGGAGCUCGAACGCCUUCACGAUGUUUACGGGCCCAUUAUCCGGAUCACUCCCCGAGAGAUCCACAUUAAGGAUUCAAGUUAUUAUGAUGAGAUAUAUGCAUCCAACUUACGGAGACGAGAAAAAGAUGCCCUCGUAGUAAAAAAGUUUGAUCUUGAUGGAUCGGGGUUCUCCGCCAUCUCGCCAGAGCUCCAUCGCCAGCGUCGUGCGCCACUAGAACGGUUUUUCUCAAAGGCUGCAGUGGCCAAAAUCGAAAACUCGAUUCGAUCCCACCUCGACAAGUUCUGCGACCACCUCCGGCGCGCCUACGCUUCCCACAAUGUCGUCCCUCUCGACGCGGGCUUCUCCGCAUUGACUUCGGAUAUCAUCCAUCAAUAUUCAUUUGGGUUCAACAGUGGUAAUCUGGACCAAGAAAAUUUCAAUGAACAUGUCAGAGAUGGGAUCAAUGCGCUCUUCACACAGAGCCACAUUGCUUUCUUUUUCCCCAUUAUCCCUAUGAUUAUCAAUGCCCUACCACUUCCACUGCUAGAGAAGCUUAACCCAUACGCUUUUGCUCUGGUAUCACAGAAGAAAGACCUCCAUCGGCGAUCAGCAGAGGCCCUUGAAGGGAAGACCAACAACGGUUCGAUCAUUGAGUUUAUCGCUGGUGCUCACAUGCCGCAGCAUAUGCGCACGCCCAAUCGACUCGCGGAUGAAGGACUGGCUCUGAUCAUUGGAGGCACUGAGACGACUGCCAGAUCUCUUGGACUUGGCAUGUAUCAUCUCCUCCGCAAUGAGAAUAUCAUAGCUAAGUUGCGAGAGGAGCUGCGAUCUGUGAUGCCCACGCCCGAGUCUAGGCCUACUUGGAAUCAGCUUGAGCAGCUGCCUUAUCUUUCUGCUGUUAUUUCGGAGAUCCUGCGUGUGUCUACGGGCAUUGCAAGCCGAUCGCCUCGUGUCGCGCCGUCAGAGACCCUGAUAUACAAGAACUAUCUCAUUCCACCGGGGACACCGGUCAGCGAGACCAACUACUUUGUCCUCAUGGACCCUGCUAUCUUCCCGAAUCCCCACGUUUUCGACCCAGAAAGAUGGCUGCGUGCCGCAGCGAAAGGCGAGCGAUUGGAUCGGUACCUAGUCAACUUUUCCAAGGGUAGCCGAAUCUGUGUGGGAAUGAAUUUGGUCUAUGCUGAGCUUUAUUUGAUUCUUUCGACGCUAGUUCGUCGGUUCGAUCUGGAGCUACACGAGACGACUGAAAAGAAUAUUGGCUUUGCUCGUGACUUUGGCACACCAUACCCCGAAGAAGGAAAUUUUAGUGUUCGAGUCAUAGUGACUCGGGUUAUUCAGGAGCCGAUUAUCGAGGAGAGACGUCACACAAAGUCCGCUUAUCUCCGAAAGCUUGUUUUCUCUUGCGAGGCUCACCUUUUCGACUUUGAUGGCCUCACUUUGCUUCGCGCCGUCGAUCUCUCAUUUGGAUCAUUACUAUUCAUCAUGCCUACCGACCAGCAUGUCAGCGCAGCUCUGUCGCUCAUCGAGAACGACAAGACCAAGAUCUUGGGCCUGAAUGUCGGCCCCCACAGGAACGUCCAGCCGGGAGACUACAUUCCUCGCGCCGAUGCCCAGACUCCUCCCGAAUUUUUCUUCCCGGGCCUGGAUACCUCCAAGACCUACCUGAUCGUCGGUCUGGACAUCGAUGCUCCCUUCCCGUCCUUUGGUGUACUGGGACCCAUCCUCCACUGGAUUCAGCCUGGCGUGAAGAUUACUGAGAGCUCUACUCUCGACACCAGCGCCCCAUUCAUCGCUAAUUACAUCGGCCCUGCUCCUCCUCCUGGUAGCUCACCUCACCGCUACAUCUUUUUCCUGUACGAGGAGCCUGCUGGCUUCGAACCCAAGAAGUAUCCCCGCGGAUGGCAAGACCCUGAGCAACUGGUACCGCAUGCGCUACGAUCUUGA
This is a messenger RNA of Penicillium maclennaniae, 2097 nucleotides long. RefSeq lists its product as uncharacterized. NCBI's taxonomy places the organism in Eukaryota, Fungi, Ascomycota, Eurotiomycetes, Eurotiales, Aspergillaceae. The transcript has 7 exons. The record is from RefSeq and is a predicted model, not a curated record. The coding region runs from base 1 to 2097 and encodes 698 amino acids. Gene Ontology annotation, molecular function: oxidoreductase activity, acting on paired donors, with incorporation or reduction of molecular oxygen; iron ion binding; heme binding.